GUGGUCAUUUUUGUGAAGGCAGGGGAUGGGGGGAAUGGUGCGGUGCUGCACCCCCCACGGCCUUGGAAGGCGGGGGAGACGCCUGGACUGAAGGGAGGGAAGCUCAACGCGAGAGAGGCGGAGGAAAUGAGGAGGAAGCUUCGCAGGAAGGAAGUAGAGAAGGCAAAAGCGAUGAAACGAGUUGGCACAUUCAAGCGAGAUGCCGAUGGGCUGGCGAUUGUGCCCAUGGGGGGCCAUGGGGGAGACAUUGUGAUUCACGCAGACCCCUCCCUCUCCACGCUGCUGCCUCUGCACCGCAAGAAGCGGCACGUGGCGAGGAGCGGAGGACACGUGGAUGCCAAGGGAGGUCUCGCACGGAGAGGGCCUGACGGUUUGCAGGGGCCUGUGCUGCGAAUAGGCGUCCCAGUAGGUACGGUGGUGAAGCGCAAGCGGGGAGGCAAGUUCCUGGCUGAUCUGGCAAACCCGGGGGAUGAAGUGGUGGUGGCGAGAGGAGGACGAGGAGGGAUCAGCGUGUACGAGCUGCCUGCGUCCAACAAGGCCCACCUUCGCCCUGUGAAGGCACCAUUGGGAACCACAGUGAUGAGCGCUCCAGAGGACAAGCAACUGACGUACGGGUUGCAAGGCGAGGAGGCAGCAUUGGAGCUGACGCUGCGAGUGGUGGCUGACGUGGGGCUUGUGGGCUUCCCCAAUGCAGGGAAAUCGUCCCUGCUAGCAGCGGUAACCGCAGCACGUCCGGAAAUAGCAGACUACCCCUUCACGACCCUCAUGCCGAACCUGGGCCGCAUGCCUGCCGAUCCUGCUGGUCCGGAUGGCGGGUUUGGCGAUGGGCCUACCCUCGCGGAUCUGCCAGGGCUGAUUGAAGGGGCGCAUGUGGGGAAGGUGGGUAUUGGGGAGGGGUGCUUGGGAUAUGGAGUUCUGGGUCGCAUGUUCCUUUGCCACCUGCGCCGCGCUUUUGAGGCGCCUCAAAAGCCGCACCCGCGUGCUGCUGCGAGGACUGGGUCACAUGGUCUGACUCGCAGGUUCCUGUGCCACCUGCUGCUCUCAGGUGCUGAUGCAUGUGCUGAAUUCCUCUUUACAACCUCCCUUCUCUGCUUCAACCUCCUUUCUCCCUCCUGUCUUCCUCCCCUCCACCAUUAUCACCAGGGUCUGGCUCGCAUGUUCCUGUGCCACCUGCGCCGCACCAGGGGUCUGGGUCGCAUGUUUCUUCGCCACCUGCGCCGCACCCGGGUGCUGCUGCACGUGCUCGAUGCAUGUUCCUCCAACCACCCUACUCUCUCCCAACUGGCCUUCCCCCUCCCCUCCUCUUCCUCCCUCUCGUUAUUACCAGGGUCUGGGUCGCAUGUUUCUUCACCACCUGCGCCGCACCAGGGUGCUGCUGCACGUGCUCGAUGCAUGUUCCUCCAACCACCCUACUCUCUCCCAACUGGCCUUCCCCCUCCCCUCCUCUUCCUCCCCCUCUCUUCCUCCCCCUCGUUAUUACCAGGGUCUGGGUCGCAUGUUUCUUCGCCACCUGCGCCGCACCAGGGUGCUGCUGCACGUGCUCGACGCAUCUGCGCGUGA
Molecule: messenger RNA, 1560 nt
Organism: Closterium sp. Naga37s-1
Lineage: Eukaryota; Viridiplantae; Streptophyta; Zygnematophyceae; Desmidiales; Closteriaceae
Source: the annotation of a GenBank genome assembly